AUGGCAGCAAACAGUUGGGAGCUGCGUAUCUUUGGGCUCAUCUUGUUAGCCCUUCGAGUCACCCACUGCCGAUGUUCCCGGUGCUGCUCGGUCCCUUCCAAGAGAAGGAUGAAGAAGAAGCCCCGAGUCCUGACUCUGCUGUGCCUCCCAGAAGACGUCCUCUUCCACGUUCUCAAGGGGCUUCCUAUGGAAGAUAUCCUUUCCCUCCGAGCGGUGCACUCUCACCUGAAGUAUCUCAUAGAUAACCACGCUUGCGUUUGGGCCUGCGCGAGCUUUCAAGAAGCGUGGCCUUCUCCAAGGAACUUGAAAACGUUUGAAAGGGCUGCAGAAAAGGGAAACUUUGAAGCUGCUGUUAAACUUGGAAUAGCCUACCUCUACAAUGAAGGCCCAUCUGUUUCUGACGAAGGCCGUGCAGAAGUGAACGGGCUCAAAGCAUCACACUUUUUCAGCCUGACCGAGUGCUUGAACGUCUCUGCGGCCCCUUUUGCCUGGCUGUUCAUCCGUCCCCCCUGGUCUCUGGGUGGGAGUUGUUGCAAGGCCGUGGUCUACGAGAGCCUCCAAAGAGAGUGUCAGCAACAAAAAACUCAAAGGGGAUCGAUUCUAUACUGUUUGGCAAAAGUUCUGAGUCUCUUUGAGGAUGAAGAGAAAAGGAACGCUGCUCUCAAGAUGUUUGAGGACUCCUCGAAGCAAGGCUGCUUACACAGCUCUUACCUCUUGUGGGAAAAUAAUCAAAAAGCUGCUAUGUCAGAUCCUGGUAGAUACCUCCAGAGCCUCCGACAACUCAGGGACUAUGCAGCCAAAGGUUCCUGGGAGGCUCAGAUCGCUCUUGCCAAAGCUUGCGGGAACGGAAACCAGCUGGGUCUGGAAAGCAAAAUGUCGGUCGAGACGGUCUUCCAGUUCUUCCAGGCGUCUCUGCCUCUGAACAAGCAAAGCAUUUUCACUGUCCAGAAGGGCAUGAAUGAGACCAUGAGGUACAUUUUGGUGGACUGGCUGGUGGAAGUAGCCACCAUGAAAGACUUCUCCAGCCUCUGCCUCCAUAUGACGAUUGGCUGCGUGGACCGGUACUUGAAACUAAGGCCCGUGCCCCGGGCUCGGCUGCAGCUUUUAGGAAUUGCGUGCAUGGUUAUUUGUACCCGCUUUGUUAGCAAAGAGAUUCUGACGAUUCGCGAAGCUGUUUGGUUAACAGACAACACGUACAAAUACGAAGACCUGGUCAGGAUGAUGGGGGAGAUUAUCUCUGCCCUGGAAGGCAGGAUAAAG
Messenger RNA from Python bivittatus (Burmese python), 1260 nucleotides. The record is from RefSeq and is a predicted model, not a curated record. NCBI's taxonomy places the organism in Eukaryota, Metazoa, Chordata, Lepidosauria, Squamata, Pythonidae.